UUCUGCCAAAACACCUUUGUCAUGGUGGUGAUGCGGCAGAUUGUAAACAAAACUAUUUCCCUUCUACUUCCGGUCAACCCGGAAGUACAUCUCCCGCUCUUGUUUACAUCCUCAGGGCGGCUGUUAGCUAACAGGAGCGACCGUCGCAGUGAUGUGUGGCAGCUGACGAGCUCCGGGCUGGGUUCGGUUGUCAGAUCCGCUCCGUCGGUGCCGUUUGGCGGGCUCCAGCUCCUGCUGACCGGGAUGGGCUCGCCGCUCCUCCUGCUGCUCCUGCUGCGGUGGCCGGGGCUGCUGGCGGCGGAGCAGGUCGCCGUGCUGGAGGUUCUGCUGGAGGAGCAGCCCGGCGUCAGCGCGCUGCUCCGGGGGGAGGUGGUGGAGUCCAGCGGGGACGGGUCCGAGGGAGGGGAGCGGGAGGAGCUGGAGGGGAACCUGGUGCUGGUCCGAGUGGAGGAAGCCUCGGAGAUCGCAGGAGAGCCGGAGGAGCAGGAGCCCUGGAUCGGGCUGCUCCCCGUGGACAGCACGGCCUCCCGCGGCGGGCAGGAGUCCUUCGCCGAUGCGGUCGUUAACAAGAUGAAGCGCGCGCUGGUUCUGGGGGCGUCUGCGCUGAUCAUCCUGGCGCUUAACCCGAACCCCGUCAGUGAGAUGGAUUUGUCCCCGGUUCUGUCCAAGCCCAUCAUCGUGGUCCAUACGUCGGAGAACGUUACUAAGCUGAUAGGAGCGCUGCUCCGAGGCCUGAGGGCCACCGCAAAGAUCACCUACCAGAGCAUCCUGCAGGACGACCUGGGGGGGGCCACGCUUACGCUGUGGUCGAGCUGCGGUCGCUCCAGGGGUGGGCUCUACGGGGAGUGGCAGGGGGUCAUCUGCACGGGGGAGAGCAACUCCCAGGUCCAGAAGUACCUGCAGCAGCUGUGGGACACGGUCCUCCUGGUGGUGCUGAUCCUCUGCACCGGCGUCAUCCUCCAGGCCCGCUGGCAGCACCAGGACCGGCAGCCCAACGACAACUUCCAGUUUCCCAAGCAGGAUGUUCUCAGGUCCAUGUCGCUGCUGAAAACCCGGCCGUACCGUCAACCCAAACGCUGGUGCGGCCCGUCGCAGCCGACAGACGCAGACAUCUGCGCAGUCUGCCUGGAGGCGUUCAGGAACAACCAGUGUCUGCGGGUGCUGCCGUGUCUCCACGAGUACCACAGGGACUGCGUGGACCCCUGGCUGCUGCUGCAGCACACCUGUCCUCUGUGCAAACGCAGCAUCCUGGGCGGAGUCUGCAAAGACGGCUAACGGCUGCUCCAGCCGCCGCUCCGGGAUCUUCUUUCUUUGAUGCUCCGAGUAUUACUUUGCCGUUUGGUUUGUGGACCUCCCCUCAGAACCCGUCCUGUCUUCACUGUGGAGCGGCUGGAACAUCGUCUGCUUUCUGCAGAGAAAGAUCUGGGAGGAGGUGUGGGCUCGUUCGGUCCGUUGGUCACAUUCAGAACUUUGUCCUCAACCAAACCAGCAAAAGCUUUCCUCCUCCUCUUCCUCUAUGCCCCUUAGGUUUAAACAAGUGAUGAAAGUCGGUCCCCCCUAUGCUGCCACCUGGUGUUAGACGGUGGUACUACAUGUCAUACAGGAAGUGUAGAGAAACAAAAACCAUAAAACAGAUGCUAAAUUAUUAUUUAUUUGAAAAAAAUCUAACAUUUUCUGUAGAAAAUGCUCAUAGAUCUGAUCUCUGGAUUAGAAACUUCUGUGCGUGGCAACCCCAGCCCCUCCUGUCUGCACGCGCUCAGUCAUCACGCAGCUGCGGCUGCGCAGACUCCAUCCUGCAGUCAGUGUCGGUCUGCGGCCGGAGGAGCAGGGGGGUCAGUCAGAGGAAUAAACACACUGUUACUUGGCAAC
Messenger RNA from Oryzias latipes (Japanese medaka), 1869 nucleotides. RefSeq names its product ring finger protein 215 (gene rnf215). The record is from RefSeq and is a predicted model, not a curated record. Lineage: Eukaryota; Metazoa; Chordata; Actinopteri; Beloniformes; Adrianichthyidae.